AUGUACAAAGAUAAAACAAAGGUUAAUGAAGACAAAUUAUUGCGCAAAUUAAGCGCUCAUUUAAGACGCUUUAUUACAGUUUUCGUUCAUCUGUUUGUUUCGCAUGAAACUAUGCUCCUCAAAGAGUAUCGCAUAUGUAUGCCCCUAACAGUUUCUGAAUACAGGAUAGCUCAGCUGUAUAUGAUUCAGAAAAAAUCACGUGAAGAAAGUACAGGUCGUGGAAGUGGUGUUGAAAUAUUGAAAAAUGAACCCUAUGAGAAUGGUCCAGGAGGAAAAGGUCAAUAUACAUUUAAAAUUUAUCAUGUGGGCAGCCAUUUACCAACUUGGCUUCGUAAUAUAUUACCAUCAUCGGCUUUACGUGUUGAAGAAGAGGCAUGGAAUGCGUAUCCAUAUACUAGAACAAUUUAUAAAGUUCCUUUUGUCGAAAAAUUAGUACUCGAUGUGGAAACGUAUUUUUUUGAUGAUGCUGGAGAACAAGAUGAUGUUUUCAACCUUUCACCAGAUGAAAAAAAGGCACGUAUCAUUGAUUUUAUUGACAUUGUAAAAGAUCCAAUUACUGGAAGUGAUUAUAAAGCAGAAGAAGAUCCUAGUCUAUACAUAUCCGAAGCAACUGGUCGUGGUCCAUUAUCAUCGAAUUGGCGUGAGGAAUUUAUUCAUGCACAACAAGUAACUCAUGAAACCUAUGACAAACCACCAACUCGAACUCAUGAUAAUUCACCAGUAACUAGUGAAGAUUUAAAACCACUACAUAAACGUAUAAUGUGUGCAUAUAAACUUUGUCGAGUGGAAUUUCGUUAUUGGGGUACACAAACACGAGUGGAACAGUUUAUUCAUGACACAGCGCUUCGAAAAACUAUGCUAAGAGCACAUCGACAAGUAUGGGCAUGGCAAAAUGAAUGGUAUGGUCUGACUAUAGAUGAAAUUCGUCGUUUAGAAGAGGAAACAGCUCAAGCUUUGGCGUCUAAAAUGGCUGAUUCAGAUCAACGACCAAACAAUGACAACCAAUUAUCUAAGGAAGUUCAAUCAACUUCACCAAAUAUCAAUGCAACUGUGAAUGUUGUUGAUGAAAUGGAAUGUAAUCAAUCUGUUGAACAAUGUGAAUCUGGUUCGAUAAAAGCGUCGACAUUAGAACAAUCUCAUCUUCCAGUCAGUUCUACUGAUAUUGCAGAACAAAAUUUAUGGGCUGAUUUCAAGAAAUUAGAAGCAAACAAUUUUGAACAUGAUGAUUUUGAACCGUUCACAGUACCUUGUGCAGAGUCCGAUGAUGACACUCAAUCAUUUGUCACAUGCUGUAGCGACCUUACUUGGAAUACUGAUUAUGAUACAGCUCUUGAGUCGAAUUUCCAGAGUUUUGAUAUGCCAGGCAUCAAAUCUUGCUUUAAUCAAAAACCUGUCUCUGGUAUUCAUCCGAAUUCCGGUAAAUUAGUUCUUGUAUUGGUGAUACAUGGUGGUUGUAUACUUGAUUCAGCUUAUGAUUUAACUACAAAACGUUCAGAUAUUUUAACUUUUCGAAAAACAAUUGAAACUGUAACAGCUAAUCACUAUCCAACAUUGCAUAAUCGAAUAGCUGUUAAACUUGUACCAUGCCCUACAGAAAUUGGUGAUAUAUUUCGAUUAUUCUCCAAAUUAAAAGCUCCACCAGAUCCUACUAAACCGGCUGAUACGCAAUUGUUACGUGAUUUAAUGCCAUUGGGGAGUAUUCCUUUAUUUUUGAUUAAUUCACCUGGAUAUUCACGGAUGUUGGAACAAUUAGCAUUUAACCUGAACACGCAUUAUGCUGAAUUUAUACGUUCACCUGAAGGGAUUCAUUUUUCUGGCAAAGUUUGUAUCAUAGCUGAUAGUGUUGGUUCAAUUUUGGCGCAUGAUCUUUUAACAAAACCGUCUACUAAUCAUCAACUUAUACCAAACAAUAAUAUUAAUAAUAAUGAUACAAGUAUAACAGAUAUUGGUUUAAUACGUCGUAAACAAUUCGGUUUUCAUAAUACAAUCAAUUCCAAUAGGACAGCUAAAAGCCGAAGUUUAAUCAACAGUCCCAGUGAAGUCACUUUAUGCCCACCUGAAUCAAACACUAGUCUAGGAAGUGGUGAAUUGUCCAACUGUGAAAAUGAAAAAUCUAAAUCACAUAGUCGAAUAUUUCCUUUGGAUUUUCAAGUACAAAAAUUUUUCAUGUUGGGUUCACCAAUCGGUCUUAUUUUGGCUUAUCGUUAUCAGCAGAAUCAAAUGGUGUCAUUAGCAUCUACAACUACAUGCAAUACAACCAAUCAAUUCAUUGGUAAUUCGUCUGGUCAUACGGCGUAUCACUUAUCACAAGAAAUUAAAUUAUCCGUAGAUCAAGCUUAUAAUCUUUUUCAUUUAACUGAUCCAUGCGGUUUUCGUAUUGAACCAUUAUUGGAUAAUCGUUUCAGUUGUAUAUCUCCAAUAUUAAUUCCACAAUAUGUUCGUUAUCCACUUGGUGAUGGACAAUCGACCAAUUUAAUUGAAACUCUUAUACAACAUGCUGAAUUAUUUUCUGCAAAUAUUUCAGAAAAAUCAUUCAAUUUAUCGGAUAAUGAUAAUUCUCUAAUGAAUGAAAAUGUGAAUAGUACCGUUAAUAUAAAACAACAAUUAACAAAUCAACGAUUAAAUUGGGAAAAGAAAUCGAUCUUUGCACUGGAAGCGUUAAAAAAAGUUCAACAAUCAUGGUGGGGACCUAAAAGAGUUGAUUACAAUGUACACUGUCCCGAAGCAAUUCAAAAUAUCUUAGCUCGUGCACGACCUUCCAUUUUACAUGCAAGCUAUUGGGAAUCAAAAGAUGUAGCAUCUUUUAUUAUACGACAGCUGUUAGAAACACUAGGACUAAGUGUUCUAGAAACAUCAUACUCAGCGGAUAUGUCUGAUGAAAUAGCUGUCACAGAAUUGGCUAAAUUAUCAUUAAAUCCAAAUCAAAUGAAAGUACAAACCUAUGAAGUGAUCGAUGAUUCUGGUACACAAAUUUCACAACAAUCAGAGAAAAGUGGUGGUAGUCUGUCUAGAUUUUCCAAUCUCAGUCAUACUUUAUCAUUCUUGAAACGAACAUCAUCUGAACGAUUAAAGAAUUUCAAAGCAAAUCAUCGAGCAAAUGAUGUGAUUGCUACAACUGGAUCAACACCACUUAUUACUGGUCGAUUUGCUUUUGGUGGAUUGGAUUUAAUGAGUUUUUCUGCUGAAAAAAUCCGAGUUGAAAUCCAGUCAAUCAGUGGAUCUUGGGCAUAUGUAUGCACCGAAGUAACUGAUUCAUCCGGUCGAAUUAGAUUCUUCUUACCGGAACAACUUCAUCUCCCAGAUGGAUUAUAUCCUAUUAGAAUGACCGCUGAAUCUGAUCUGGAACAUCCAGUAAUUAUCACAUUAGCUAUAGUACCUGCUCAAACGGAAGUAGUGGUAUUCAGUGUAGAUGGAAGUUUUGCAGCAAGUUUAUCAUUAAUGGGCAAAGAUCCAAAAGUUCAUCCUGGUGCUGUAGAUGUUGCUCGUCAUUGGCAAGGUUUAGGUUAUUUAUUAAUCUAUUUAUCUGCACGACCAGAUAUGCAAAGGCGUCGGGUAACAAAUUGGAUGGCAAAUCAUAAUUUUCCUUUUGGUAUGACAUUCUUCUUAAAUGGAUUAUACUCAGAUCCAUUGAAACAAAAAGCUCAAAUGUUAAAAUCAAUUAUUGAAAAUGCCAACUUACGAGUUCACUGCGGUUAUGGUUCAGGUAAAGAUAUCAAUUUAUAUCGUUCUCUUGGCUUAUCAACCCAUAACAUAUUCCUAGUUGGUAAAGUCUCUAGAUCACAAGCCUCAAAUGGAACUCCAUUAUCACAAGGAUACUCAUCACAUUUAUCUUCACUAAUGAAUGGUCAUGCAUUAUCUAGACCAGCUGUUGGAGCAAUGAGUGUAGCAGUACGUUGUUGCCCGUUCGAUUUACCACCAGUCUAUCCUUCAUCACCUGUAUUUGUGGAGUCGUCUAAUUUACUUCGAAAUAAUUCAUUCAAAUUUUCACCUUUAUUAAGUCAACGUGUAUUAUUCAAUGAUGAACUGGAACAAAAUACAUCGUAAAAUAUCUUACUUAUGUAAUUCAUUCAUAUAAAGCUUCAAUGUUAUCCAAAAACAAAAAGAUCAGAUUAUAAACUAUUUUUUUUGAAAGCUGACUGAUUUGUGUUUAUAUAUAUUUAUCAAUUGACUAGUUCGUCUCCUAUUUUCAUUCAUUCUAAAUCCAUUUCAACUUUGGUUGUUGUAUAAAAGACAAACUAUAUUCAAUUUCAUAACUAUUAACAAGUGUAUUUUCCAUUCGCUUUUCAUUCACUUAAAACAAAAACAAAAAAAACAUGAACUUGACAAAUUGUACUUUGUAAAAUCUUCUUCAUUUCUCUUUUUCUAUGUUUCAAUCAUUGUAUUUUAUUUAUUUGUUUUAUAAAACAAAAAAACAAUAGCUUUACAUAUUUGUUAUUUAUUAUUUCGAAUAAAAAAAAGAAAUUUAUUCAAAGAUUGAAAUCCAUUUUUCAUCAUCAUCAUCAACAUCAUCUUGUAUAAUGAAUUGCGCGCAUUAGAUAUGUUACAUAAUUCACAUUAAAUUACUGCUUUCCUAAUAAUAUCUAAUUAUUUUUUAAAUGAUGAUAUAUAUCUAUAUUCACAAUCAAUAUGAUGUGUUGUUGGUUUUUUUUUAUUAUUAUUUCUCAUUGAAACAUUGAAUGUGUGAACAUAUACUUUCAAACGAGUAAACUUUGUAAUUUAGCUGUUUUGUUUUUUUUUGUUCAGCUACAAAUCACACUUUUUUUGUAUUCUAUGCAGUUUGUACAAUUGAAAAUUGAAUAUUGAAUUGAUUCAGUUUCUUUUUAUUUCAAAAUAUAAUUUUUCAAUGUUGUCAAAUUUUGUGUCAAACUGAUUUUAAAGGUUAUUUAAUGUUCAAUGUGUUUUGGUCGGAUAAUUAACGCGCA
Molecule: messenger RNA, 4922 nt
Organism: Schistosoma turkestanicum
Lineage: Eukaryota; Metazoa; Platyhelminthes; Trematoda; Strigeidida; Schistosomatidae
Source: the annotation of a GenBank genome assembly